CUACUCUUACCUAUGAUACUCUCAGGUUCGAAUAUGAAGACUUCCCUGAGACCAAAGAACCCGUUUGGAUCCUUGGCCGGAAAUACAGUGUUUUUACAGAGAAAGAAGAGAUCCUGUUGGAUGUGACCUCUCGGCUUUGGUUCACCUACAGAAAGAACUUCCCUGCUAUCGGAGGAACCGGUCCCACGUCUGAUACUGGCUGGGGCUGUAUGUUGCGGUGUGGCCAGAUGAUCUUUGCUCAGGCCUUGGUCUGCCGGCAUUUGGGAAGAGACUGGAGGUGGAUAAAAGGGAAGAGGCAGAUGGAUAAUUACUUCAGUGUUCUUAAUGCCUUCAUUGACAAAAAAGACAGCUACUACUCCAUUCACCAGAUAGCCCAGAUGGGAGUUGGAGAGGGAAAAUCCAUAGGUCAGUGGUAUGGACCAAACACAGUCGCACAAGUGCUCAAAAAACUUGCAACUUUUGAUACGUGGAGCUCGCUGGCAGUCCACAUAGCCAUGGACAACACAGUAGUGAUGGAAGAAAUCCGGCGGUUGUGCCAGUCCAACUUCCCGUGUGCUGGAGCUGCAGCAUGCCCUGCUCUGGAGUCAGACGUACUCUAUAACGGGUACCCAGAGGAAGCGGGGGUUAGAGAUAGGCUCUCCCUGUGGAAACCAUUGGUGCUGCUGAUACCUCUCCGCCUUGGGCUCACAGAGAUCAAUGAAGCCUAUAUUGAAACACUAAAGCACUGCUUCAUGAUGCCCCAGUCGCUGGGAGUGAUCGGAGGGAAACCAAACAGUGCUCACUACUUCAUUGGCUAUGUAGGUGAGGAACUCAUUUACCUGGAUCCCCACACUACGCAGCCUGCAGUGGAGCCCAACGACAGCGGCUGUCUCCCUGACGAAAGCUUCCACUGCCAGCACCCUCCCUGCAGGAUGAGCAUUGCCGAGCUCGACCCCUCCAUCGCGGUGGGCUUCUUCUGCAACACUGAGGAGGACUUUAACGAUUGGUGCCAGCAAAUCAAAAAGCUGUCCCUGGUAAGAGGAGCGCUGCCAAUGUUCGAACUGGUCGAACGCCAGCCGUCGCAUUUCUCCAACCCCGACGUCCUGAAUCUCACACCAGACUCCUCUGACGCUGACAGAUUGGAAAGGUUCUUUGACUCGGAAGAUGAAGACUUUGAAAUCCUGUCCCUUUGAAAUCAAAUAGGAAACUGACUCUGCAAAUCUGUGUUAUGUGUGGGGAGAAGGGGGGGGAGGGAAGCUCCUUCGAGAGUCUGGGGCUACCGGUUUUCAUAGGCGCUUGCUGCCAUCCCUGCCUCUUGUCCAUCCUGGCAUUCUGUGCAGCCUCGGAGCAGAGCGCGCGUUAUCUGCGUUGGGAUGAAGAACCAAGUGGGUCUUACAGCCCCACUGCCCAAGUUGGAAUUUCUCAGCAGAAAACAGUUGCUGGAAGUGGAUGCAGUGGUGCUCGGGAGUUCAAAGCCCAUCUGUUACAUCGGCAGGUCGGUUGGCCUGGGGGAGGCACAGGAAUGGUUAGAGCGCUAAAUCCUUACGUGAGGACUCCCCUCUGCAGCUUAACUAGAGCCGCCCGUCAUUUAGCAGGUGAAAUGUUCAGUUAAUUCCUUUAGCAGCUUCUCUGCUCGCUGGCCAACUCGGACUGCAGCUCACAAAGCAAAUGAACAGCAGACACAUCCCAACGAGAUGGCUGUGAAGCC
Molecule: messenger RNA, 1687 nt
Organism: Balearica regulorum gibbericeps (East African grey crowned-crane)
Lineage: Eukaryota; Metazoa; Chordata; Aves; Gruiformes; Gruidae
Source: RefSeq, a predicted model, not a curated record